CAAGAGAGAAAGCAGAGAGAGAAUGAGAGGAAGAGAGGGGACAUGAGGGUAAAUAAAUAAAACACCCAAAGAACACACUGAUCCUCUCCACGUGAUGCACAUUGAGUACUGGGCAAUCCAAAGAGAGAGAGAGAGAGAUGGGGCAAAACCACACAGAGACAGAUGUGGAUGUUUUUGAGAAGGCUGGAUUCUAACACAGAGGACUGUCCUGAUUUCUAGAAGAGCCAGUGAGUGCUGCACGUCUCCACAGUUCAACAUGGCUAAGUGGGACUCAAAACUCAAACUGUUACUUCUCAUCCAUCUCUUACUAUCUGACUUGGCAUUUGGCAAAGCUCCAUUCCCUCAAAGCAACCCGAAUCCUUCAAUCGCCACAAAAACCUCUCAAUCUGCGCAAGUAGAAUCCCAAGAGGUCGAAGAUGCUCUCUCGGCCGCCCACGAGUUGGUCUCCAACCUCUCAACGUCUCUGCAAGGUCAUCUGGAUCUUCAAAGCAAUGCAAGCUGCGCCGAGCUAGCUAAUGGAGGCUGGAGAGGAAGCGCAUUCUCUCAGGAGCUUUUAGGCUUGACAAUGGUACCAGUGUUGGUGUCAGCAGGAUGUUUGUUUGAAGCCCAGGAUUUGGUAAUGCAGCUUUACGCAGAUCUGGGCCAAAAUGAUACACACGAUUUUUUGGAUGACAUAGUGAUGCUUAUCAAAAGAGGUGAAAAGAGAGAAUCUGCACAUGCCAACGGCUUCCAAACCAUACGCAAAUCACAGCACCACCUACAGGCUGUUUUAUUCAACAUCAAUCAGCUUGCUGGGGUGGAUGAGAGAGCUGCUGUUUAUAACGGUAAAGUGUGGCAGUGCAAGAGGUGGUUGAUGGUAAAAGCCUCCAACUUACAGGGUCAAGCCACAGAACAGAUUAAGCCACUGAGUCUUGAGGAAGCAAAACAGGCUUGUAGAAGAAUGGGAAUCCAAUGUGCAGGAUUGAGGCGUGAUUCAGACUCUUAUCGCAUUAUCUUAAGACCUGGAAGUCGCAUUGUGCCUUCAUCUAACUCCGAUAGCUGGAUUCAGGAUUGCAAGUUUGGGUCUGCACGUUGGCGCCGAAAUGGGGUUCCUCGACAUCGCUGCGUAAAUGAAAAUGAAAAGCGAGUGUAUAAGGUCGUGGAGUGGAUUCCUGCAGUCUCUACGCUUUAUAAUCUGGGAACGGCUGUUUACUAUGCUUCAGUCAACUGUUAUGGGACUGCAAAAGAGAGAGCAAUCUUUACCACUGUGGAUCUGAGCACGGACGCCCUCAUGGCCAUGACUGGGGGAACCGCAGGGGUUGCUGGUUAUGCGCUGGGGGCUGGUUUAAAAACAGGUGUGAAGGCCGGGAUUAAAUAUAUGCUAAACAACAUGAAGGAGGAAGAGGACCUGCUAAUGAACCAGAACAGUUGGGUGAAUGGAGGUCUCACUGACUAAUAGAGUGCAUAACUGUCUGUUUCCGAAUAUAUUUCUCUGAUUUAUUUUUCGCACAGUGAUUUAAAAAAAGAGUCUUCAUAAAAGCAUUAAGAUACAUAAACAAGCCAACUAGCAAUGACGAGAAUCACAACAUUACUCUGAAGCAGAGACAUACACUCACCGGCCACUUCAUUAGGUAAACCUUACUAGUACCAGGAUUGAUGAGUACACUGUGGUCAUAAAGGAAUGUACAUGGUCAGCAACAAUGCUCAGGUAGUUUGUGGCAUUGACAUGAUGCUCAGUUGGCACUAAUAGGCCCAGUGUGUGCCAAGAAAAUAUCCCCCACACUGGCACCAACAACAAUGCCACGUUCAAAGUCACUUAAAGCACCUUUCUGAUGCUCGGUUUGAACUGCAGCAGAUCGUCUUGACCAUGUCUACAUGCCUAAAUGCAGUGAGUUGCUGCCAUGUGAUUGGCUGAUCAGAAGUUUGCGUAAACAAGCAGUUGGAUAGGUGUACCUAAUAAAGUGGCCAGUGAGUGUAUAUGAAAAUAGAACAAAAAGACAAUACUUGAUGCAAUCCAAAAGGGGCAUAUCAUCAAUUGAACAGCACUUUGGAGUGAGAGCAAUUAUGUCUGCCAUAUUGAAAUUUCUUUCCAAAUCGAAGUGCUACUUGGGGAAAAAUGGCCAAUUGGAAUGCAGGAUUUAGUAAGGUAUAACUGAUGGCCACUUCAGGCCUCCAUGUUCUUUUCCUUAGAGAUGUUGUCGGAUGUCAAAUAGUGUUUCCUAUCUGGAAGGGCUCAUCCCUAUGACCUAAUCCUUUUGAAACUGUAAAUCCACAGGGUAAACCCUUCGAAGGAAUUAGGGCAUAGGCAUGAGCACUUCUGGAUAGGACACAGUGAAUGUGUACUUUAUUGUCUCGGUUCUAUAGUGCUAUAUGCCACUUUCUAUCUUGUUAAUGUUCCCAGAUAUCCUUCAAAUCUAAAAGGUGUUUAACCAUUGCAUGCAUCCGAAGUCUGUACACUAUUUGCAGAUUCAGUUUGUAGCUGAAGAAUUGUAUAUUGUUAAAAAGUCAUUUAUUUUAUCCUACUAAAAAUAAACUGUGUCUGAUCUGCAGCUUAAUAUUUUAUGUAUGUUUUUGUCAUGGUAUUAGCACAUUUUUAAAUAAAAUAAUAAAAUUA
This is a messenger RNA of Danio rerio (zebrafish), 2593 nucleotides long. Lineage: Eukaryota; Metazoa; Chordata; Actinopteri; Cypriniformes; Danionidae. The record is from RefSeq and is a predicted model, not a curated record.